GGAAGGAGGCAGAGAAGAGAGAGUGUGUGGAGCUUUCUGCUGUCAGAGAUAGUACCAGUGCAAGAAGAGACUCCUGAGCAAACGGAAGGACUUUGUAGUUGGGAGAAGAGAAGAGGACAAACCAGCCAAACCGCACUUUAUAUCCAGAAAAUUACCAGAUGGCACCAGCACUAUGAUCUUUGACUUUCUUCAAGCAAUCUCUCCCUGAAGGCAGUAACUUCAGCUGGACCGGAUCACCACAUCGACCUACCAACCAACUUCUCCUCCUCCAAAAGCGACAACUACAACCGUCCGACUGUCAACGCAACAUCCGUAUCAAUAUUUAACAUCUUCGUGGUUGGAGUCGUUUCUUUGUGGUGUUAGCAUUAGCGGCUAAGGUAACAGCUUGGACAGUUAGGAAGGCCAGUGUGUGAGCGGGUGUAACUUUGUCUGGGCAGUCAUUGGGGAGGACCAGCCAGGAGUUGGAUUUCAAGCCCUUAUGCAUGUUUCAUCUACUCCUCUCUCAGAACAGAAGACCCCUUGUUAUCACAACCAGUGGUUUUCUACGAACAUUUUUAACAGUCUGUCCGCUGGCAACGCUAAUGGACAUAACUUCUACUAGGAGAAAUACUCAUCUAGGACUACCAGGUUUACUAUUUUUUGCUUGGACCUUUCUUUCAGUUGGAGCUAACCCAAUACCUGUGCUUCUUUUGAGUGUUUAUGAGCAACCCUGCCUCAAACUGCCUCAGUCCAGGUGUUGUUACAGAGGGCGGUUGGAGGUUGAACCCAGGGGUAACCAUGAAUGACACUCCGAAGCCUCCUCUGCUGCAGGUGAGCGUACCGUCUGAUGCCCCGGUCUAUUCUGACGGAGCUAGCACCGCUGUGUCCGAUGGCUGCGUCCGCUCCACUUCUUCCACGCCGACUCUUCGCCGUAAACGUUUCAAAAUGCGGCGGAUGCGGAACGUGCCCAGCGAAAGGGACGCAGAGAGGGCGCGCUUGGCCAAAAAUCACCUUACAGCCCGGUCCCAUUCGGGGUCCAAAGAGUACCUGCAGUUACCUUCCAUAGAGAUUACCCCGUCCAGUGAUGAGGAUGCUCCUUCGUCCUGGUCGAGCUGCUCCACACCCAGCGCCUCUCCAAGACGGAAGAGGUUCCUGUUGAGAAAGUGGCUGAAGGUCAGAGAGAGGAAGGAGCAAGGAAGUGAAAGCAGCAGUCAACAGAGCAGUCAGCAGAGCAGCCAACAGAGCAGCCAUGAGGAUGAGAGCAGCCGCUUCCUCACUCCACUGAUAAGGGAGGAAAGGUCGGACAGUGCAGUGGAGAAAUUGAGCACUGCCAGUAACUCCAACAAGAGCACCCCCGCCUGCUCGCCGGUCCUACGAAAGCGCUCGCACUCCCCGACCCCACAGAGCCCGGAGGGGGACAACAUGGUGGAGAAGGGUUCAGACCACUCCUCGGACAAGUCGCCCUCCACACCAGAGCAGGUGGUCCAGAGAACAUACUCGCUGCAGUCCUCGCGCAGUGGGGGCAAGAACUCCAAGAAGAGCCAAAGCUGGUAUAAUGUGCUGAGCCCAACAUACAAACAGCGCAAUGAAGAUUUUAGGAAACUCUUUAAGCAGCUCCCCGACACAGAGAGGCUCAUUGUUGACUACUCCUGUGCGCUGCAGCGGGACAUCUUACUACAGGGUCGACUCUACCUCUCAGAAAACUGGAUUUGCUUCUACAGUAACAUUUUUCGUUGGGAGACACUGUUAACAGUGCGACUAAAAGACAUCUGCUCAAUGACGAAGGAAAAAACUGCUCGCCUCAUUCCUAACGCCAUUCAGGUCUCCACAGACUCUGAAAAGCACUUUUUUACAUCAUUUGGAGCCAGGGAUCGGACGUACAUGAUGAUGUUUAGAUUGUGGCAGAAUGCUUUGUUAGAAAAGCCCCUGUGCCCAAAGGAACUGUGGCAUUUUGUCCACCAGUGCUAUGGCAAUGAGCUCGGUCUAACAAGUGACGAUGAGGAUUAUGUACCACCGGAUGAUGACUUCAACACAAUGGGGUUCAGUGAGGAGAUCCCAAAUGAGGAGAAUGAGAUAAACAAUGACAACUUGACCAAAAACAAUGUUGAAUCGAAGCCUGACGGGAGCCCUCCUCUUCUUCAUAAAAAGGUUGUGCCUAACAAUGCCAUUCCCAGUCCGGGCAACCACGACACUCCAAUCUCUUUUGAGCUCCCAACAGAGGAGUUUGCAGACUGUCUCACAGAUGGGGACCUUUUAGCUGUGCCUCUGGUAGUGGAGGAGAAUAACCAGCCCAGUGAGCCGGGUGCUCCUGUCCCAUCACCAUCUCUGGACUUCAACGACAAUGAGGACAUCCCCACUGAACUGAGUGACUCCUCCGAAACACAUGAUGAGGGUGAAGUACAAGCCUUCCAUGAAGACCUAAAUGGCCGACAGCACAUAAACGAGGUGUAUAAGUUCAGUGUGGACAAACUCUACGACCUCCUUUUCACAGAAUCACAGUUCAUGAGCGACUUCAUGGAGCAGCGGCGAUUCUCUGAAAUAGUAUUUCAUCCAUGGAGGAAGGAGGAGAAUGGAGACCAGACCCGUGAGAUCCUGUACACAAUAUCUUUGUCUAACCCACUGGCUCCAAAAACCGCUACUGUCACAGAAACCCAGACUCUAUACAAAGCUAGUGUGGAGAGCGAGUGCUACAUUAUUGAUGCUGAGGUCAUCACACACGAUGUGCCGUACCAUGAUUACUUCUACACUCUCAACCGCUACAUGCUAACCAGGGUUGCCAAGAACAAGUGUCGAUUACGAGUAUCAACAGAGCUGCGCUACAGGAAACAGCCGUGGGGACUUGUCAAAGGUUUCAUUGAGAAAAACUUCUGGAGUGGACUUGAAGAGAACUUCCGCCAGCUUGAGCUGGAGCUGUCAAAGCUGGAGGAGAUAAUGAGUGAGACACAUCAAAUGUCUCCUAAAGUCAAAGUGGUGAAGAACUCCACCAUUCGCCGUAAGAAAAGGGCCCUUCCUCACAUGCGCAGCCAACACCUGGAGGAAGCUCUGAGCCCCGUUACCACGCCGACGGACGAGGAAGUCAUUCAGAGGAUCAAACACGUAGCAGGAUCCACCCAGACCAGAUUCCAGGCUCCGGACCACCAACACCUGCCAGGGGGCUUUGCUCUGUACAGUGUCUCCAGACUACUGCUUAUCAUCAGCUUUGUUCUGGUGCUAUUGGUCUUCCUCAACAUGCUGCUCUUCUACAAGCUGUGGAUGCUGGAGUACUCAGCCCAGUCCUUAACAACAUGGCAGAGCUUGCGUCUUCACGAAAGUAAACUGCCGCAGACGCAGAUGGAGUGGGCACAGCUUUUAGAGGCACAACAGCGUUACCAUGACACCGAGCUGCAGAAGUGGAGGGAGAUCAUCAAGUCAUCUGUGGCAUUGUUAGACCAGAUGAAAGACUCUUUAUUGAAUCUUCAAAGAGGGAUUGGUUUGAGGGACUACAGCUCAGAGACUGAAGACAGAAGUCAAUAUCAAUGACAACACAAGGGCACAUGGGCAUGCUGUGCAAUAUUACACUAUGAAGUACCACUACCAUCCAAUGGGUGCUUAACAAAUGGGCUGGUCCAACAGAACAGGUGGGGAAACAGCGACCUCUGCCUGACAAGACAAGACGGACCCUUUAAAUGGAUCAAAAUAUUUACAGAAGGAACUACCUAAAACUGGAAAACUGAAAUCUUGUGACUUUCAAGUGCAUCCUACUGUAAGCCAUGUUAACGAGGGGAGAGGGGAGGCAGGAAUGAUGGGAAACUACUGCAUGCUUUUAGACCCCCUUGCUCCCCUCAGUUAGUGUACAUGUGGUCCAGGUCCUAUUUUGUGUCAAAAAAGAGAUGGGUCCUACAGGGGGUGUGUCUUCGUCCUCUUGACUGUUCCAACUGUUUUGCCCCCUGGAGGGCGCCAUUGCAUACACUUGAUCAGACCGCAGUAUUGACUCACAACCAAAUAAGGUGUUGUAGCUAUGCUGAUUGCUUCAGCUUUCUUGGUCUUUCAGGGCUGGUUCCUUGUAGACUAUAUUUAUUUUUUUAUUAUUUCCAGCAACCUGGCAUUACAAUCAUGACUUCAGUGGAAAGGAGCUGUGCUGUUCUUUUCCAUAUUAUGAUGUUUUUCUGUGUUUUGAGAAUGUACUGCUCUAAAAGUCAACACUGAUCAUCAGAUGUCUGAAAAAAGGGAUGCUGCAGCCUGUCUUUAGGGAGAUGUCUUGUAUUUAUCUUACUAAACUGUGAUUAUGCUCCUAAAGAUGAAGAAUUCUAUGAAUAUAUUUGAAAUAUAUGAGGAUAUUACAUUAUUUAUGAUAUACAGAUUUAAAAAUAUAUAUAAACAUAACAUAUAUUUAUUCCUAAUUUAUGUACAUAAAACAAUUAUUAGAGCUUUAGAGCUGAAUUUCUAAAAGUUUUCUUCAGAAACUGAAAUGCAUGCCAGAUAUGUCUGUGACAUAUCCAGUGUGCAGCAAACCGCAUUGCGCGCUUACAUUCGCGCUCCUCUGUUCGUACAGAGUGAAUGAUGUUCUGUGUGUGAGUGAGGGAGAGCAUGUGAGGGGUGUUUGUGAGUGUGAUAUCAUUCCUCUCUUGUUUUGAUUUUAUUAUAUUAUCUAUAUUAUUUCUGGCUCAAACGCCAGCGCUGCCUUUUUGAUGCUAAUGCAUUUGUAUGCCGCCUUGCAUUAGCCCUGCCAGGGUAACGGUUUACACUCAGACUUUUGUUUCACUGGAGAUUUGAACUUGUUCUAAACAUGCCUAGUUACAGAGUUAAUUGUACUGUUGAUAACAUGGAAAAUCAGUGGUUGUCAUCCUCAUGAUCUUUACAUAUUAAGGAAAUAUGUAGCAUCUGCCGCAACAUCAAUUUUGUUUCAGUUUUACCCAUCAGCAUGAGUUGAUCUCAAGGCUAUUGUUGGGAAUGCAUCAAAUUCUCCAAACCCAAAGUAUAUAUUAGUAAUUACCUUACAGCAGCAGGUUUAGGUGAGAUAAGCACUUCCUGUAUCUUCCUAGUAUAGAAUGCACUUUAGGACUUUUAUGAAGAAUGUCAAAGGUCAGUGGUUUCAGCUGGGACUGAGGCAGAUUGAAGGCUUGGGUUCUGAUUCAGGGCUAUUCUAAAUGGUCGAUUUCACUGUAUUUUCUUAUACUGUUUAUUCAGGCCCACAUAUUUUGAACUACUUGAGUGAAUAAAAGGGUGACUUAAGGGAAUGGUACAUCAUGCCUAUGGUAUGUUUCAGACUGAAUGACUGACUGCAGAUUUUAAUGCUGCUGUGUAUAGGUUCUAUAAGUCCAUAUUUACUGAAGAAACAGAGUGAUUGUGAGCAGUUAGAAAUUCUCUUCUAAUGUUGGCAACUUAUGUAGUUGUUUGAUGGUACAGAAAUAUUCAGUUGUUUAAUGAUUGGGCAUUAAUAUUUCUUUAAUACAAGUGUUUUAAUCCCAACUGUUUUUACAGGGUUGUUGUGUAAACUGCUGUAUAACGCACACUAUCUUCAGACUGGAUUUAUCAUUUAUUGUAAUUCCUAAUGAUACAACAUCUCCAAUCACAGCACUCAACUUACUGCAUACAGUGAUUUUGUCUUCUUUUACUUUCAGUUUUAGUGUGCCCUCAUGCUGUAAUCUUUGUUAAAUGAAUGAUUGUAUGAUUGCUGUUGGUGCACAGCAGUGGACUCCGGGCAAGUAAUGAACCAUUUUUGACAUGUUAUGAAUAAUGUGUUUUUGUCAUUGACUGUAUUAAUUGGCAUUAGCCUUGUUGUUAUAAAGGCAAUGGCCCUACCAAUGCAGAUCUAACCAGCAGACUGGGUUAACACACAAAACCUCACAAAACAACCACUGAUCAAACUUAUAGCAAAGGUUCUUUUCCACUGUGUCUUGAUAAAUGUGUACUUGUGUAAUUCUGUUCUACUGUAUGUUUUUUUAGGAAAUGUGUUGAUUUCUAGGGACACUUUUAGUGAGAUUUAUACAUGAGACAGUAUACAAUGAAUAUAUGUCACAUUAUCUGCAGUGGCAUCACACUGACAGCCUGCGCUGCGCGUAGGUUUGGGUUUGCUCUGCCUCAUAGAGACACUUCAACUGGCUUCCUGGUUCAUGUGAAGUAGAGGUUGAAAUAUGAAUAAAACAACAAAAGUAAAAGUUUGUGUAA
This is a messenger RNA of Boleophthalmus pectinirostris (great blue-spotted mudskipper), 6126 nucleotides long. It is a transcript of the gene gramd1bb, whose product is annotated as GRAM domain containing 1Bb. The transcript has 22 exons. Bases 700 to 3498 code for a protein of 932 amino acids. Gene Ontology annotation, molecular function: sterol transfer activity; sterol binding. Gene Ontology annotation, biological process: intracellular sterol transport. Lineage: Eukaryota; Metazoa; Chordata; Actinopteri; Gobiiformes; Gobiidae. Gene Ontology annotation, cellular component: endoplasmic reticulum-plasma membrane contact site; plasma membrane; endoplasmic reticulum membrane. The record is from RefSeq and is a predicted model, not a curated record.